AUGGCCGAUCACCCAUUCAAUUUUAAACUAGUAUGGCUGUCUAUUGCCUUUAGCUUGUUGAUAACUCAUUCCAUUCCUGCUGUACAAUGCAGUAACAUUGUCUAUACUAAAGAAGCUUUAGCCGAUGAAGUUCUUAGCGUGCCCAAUCUACACGGGAACAUAACAUUUCGCCAUUUUUCUGGUUAUUUGAACUCAGUCGAUGGCGACAUGUUGCAUUAUUGGUUCUUUGAAUCAACAAAGAAUCCCACCAGUGAUCCUCUUGCCUUGUGGCUAAAUGGUGGUCCUGGUUGUAGUUCAUUACAUGGACUAAUAGCUGAACACGGGCCUUUCCAUGUAUCAGAUAAUCUACAAGUUCAUUUACGCGAAUAUACUUGGAAUCGUUUGGCUAACAUGCUCUAUAUUGAAUCGCCAGCAGGUGUUGGUUUCUCCUAUAAUAAAUAUACACGAUAUCGACUCAACGAUUCUGCUACAGCCGAAACAAAUCUUGUCGCUCUUCAAGAAUUUUUUCGAAGAUUUCCAACUUUUAAAAAAAAUGAUUUUUAUAUCACUGGUGAGAGUUUUGCUUCAGUCUACCUUAGCACUUUAGCAGUUCAAUUAAUGAAAGAUCCAUCGAUAAAAUUGAAAGGAAUUGCUAUUGGUAAUGGUAUCCUUGAUUAUGCAAUGAAUUUUAAUUCUUUAGUGUACUUUGCAUACUAUCAUGGAUAUUUUAGUACCCAAUUGUAUCAAAAUUUGAUUAAAGCCUGUUGUGUUGGAGACAUAUGCAAGUUCUAUGAAAGUACUAAUACAACAUGUAAAACACUCUACCAAAAACUUUUUAACUUAGUUUUCUUUGGUGGAUUAAAUCGCUAUGAUCUGUAUCAAGAUUGUGUGUACAAAAGUUACAAAUACUCACAAAAUAGCAUCAAUGUUAGCACUAGUCAAACAUUAUUGAUGGAGCUGGCUUAUAAAAGUUUCGCUACGCCACCAUGCUACGAUGAUACUAAAGAUGAGAAGUAUUUACGCUUACCUCAAGUUCGCCGAGCAUUAAAUAUUCAUAGUCAGUCAUUGAAUUGGUCCUUGUGCCGUACAUUUGUUCAACGAACCUAUAAAGUACAAACCUUUUCGUCCUAUAAAUUAUUUCCAUUACUACUUGAAAAGUAUCGUAUGUUAAUAUUUUUUGGAGAUUCUGAUGGUACAUGCAAUUACUUAGGUGGUGAAUGGGUGAUGAAAGAAUUAGGUUUGCAACCAAUUUCGGCUUAUACACCAUGGCAUGUCACUAAUAAAAACGGACAGCAAAUAGCCGGUUAUAAAAUUACGUAUCCUAACCUUCAUUUUGUCACCAUCAAGGGUGCUGGUCACUUAGUGCCUGAAGAUAAACCACAGGAAGCAUUUAUCAUGCUUCAAACUUGGUUGGAAGCUAAGCCGGCUACUUCCAUGGUUGUAUCUAGUUCUACAGCUGGUUUCAUAGUAGCCGUCGUUUUUAUUGCAAUAACACUAUUGAUUGAGAUAAUAUCUUAA
Molecule: messenger RNA, 1497 nt
Organism: Trichoplax adhaerens
Lineage: Eukaryota; Metazoa; Placozoa; Uniplacotomia; Trichoplacea; Trichoplacidae
Exons: 1
Coding region: 1-1497 (498 amino acids)
Biological process (GO): proteolysis
Molecular function (GO): serine-type carboxypeptidase activity
Source: RefSeq, a predicted model, not a curated record